AUGCCAGAAGGAGAUAACGCCGUUCCUGAAAUCCAGCAAGUCAUUCUUCAAAUGGCCCAGCUUCUACAGCAGAUGGCACAACAGCAGCAGCAAGCACUUCCACAGGUUCAAUCUCAAGAGCAGAUUUUGGAGUCCCUGUCCUCAAACAUAACCGAGUUUGCCUUCGAUGAAGAAAACGGAGUGACGUUUGGACGUUGGUUUGACCGCUAUCAAGACCUCUUCGAGAAUGACGCCCGCCAGCUGGAAGACGCCGCAAAAGUUCGCCUGCUCCUCCGGAAGCUGGAUACUCCUUCGCAUAGCCGUUACAUCAAUUACAUACUCCCGAAGCUUCCAAAAGACGUGACGUUUGAAGACACCGUGAAGAUUCUGAAGAAAAUCUUUGAAAAUCAAGUCUCCACGUUCCGGAAGAGUAUUCCAAUGUCUCCAGUUGGUGAAGAGUGA
Aedes albopictus (Asian tiger mosquito) is the source of this 441-nucleotide messenger RNA. RefSeq lists its product as uncharacterized. The coding region runs from base 1 to 441 and encodes 146 amino acids. The transcript has a single exon. The record is from RefSeq and is a predicted model, not a curated record. NCBI's taxonomy places the organism in Eukaryota, Metazoa, Arthropoda, Insecta, Diptera, Culicidae.